This is a messenger RNA of Prorocentrum cordatum, 300 nucleotides long. Lineage: Eukaryota; Dinophyceae; Prorocentrales; Prorocentraceae. The record is from the annotation of a GenBank genome assembly.
UUCCCGCGCCUGGUGGUGCGGAGGGCGGGGGUGGUCGCGCCCGAGUUUCUGCUGCUGUUCUUCCCCUUCCGGUGGGGCCAGGCGCUGCCGCAGACGUUCAUGGAGGGCGACACGCUGCGGGUGGACAUCGGCGGGCAGCGCGACGUGCUUGCGAUCCACAGGCGCCGGGUGGAGAUGCCCGGGAGGACGGUGUCCCUGCGGGAGUUCACCCUGGAGCGAGACGGCCAGGUCCUGCUGGACUACCGCGGGCUGAUCGAGCCUGUGGACAUCCCCAGCGCUGCCGGCGGCGAGGGCGGCUGA